UCUCCUAAUUCUGCGAUGGCUGACAGAUGUGUCGCCAUUGUUUUAGAUCCUGAUGUCCAUAUAAUAAGAUGGAUUGCCGGGUCAAAGCACCAGACGUGGCUGCAUGCAAGCGCUUUGAGGAGCCCCACCAUUUCCUCCCAUCGAAGUCUUCCCUUCCCUCUCCUCCUACAAUCCUUUUGCCUUCAUCCUUUCUCAGUCUUCUUCGGCCUGCUCGCCCCGCGUUGGAGAGAAACCAUGGCGAAUUCGGCGUCGGGAAUGGCGGUGAACGAUGAGUGCAAGCUGAUGUUCUUGGAGCUGAAGACCAAGAGGAUCUACAGGUUUAUCAUCUUCAAGAUCGACGAGAGGAUACAGCAGGUGACGGUGGAGAAGCUGGGUCAGCCCGAGGAGACCUACGAUGACUUCACGGCCUCCCUGCCGGCUGAUGAAUGCCGCUACGCCGUCUUCGACUUCGACUUCGUCACCGACGAGAACUGCCAGAAGAGCAAGAUCUUCUUCAUAUCAUGGGCACCUGACACCUCGAGGGUGAGGAGCAAGAUGCUUUAUGCAAGCUCAAAGGACAGGUUCAAGAGGGAGCUUGACGGGAUACAGGUGGAGCUGCAAGCCACAGAUCCCAGUGAGAUGAGCAUUGACAUCGUGAAGGCCCGAGCUCUAUAAGAGCUUCUGACCUUCUCACGAUGAACUGAUGAGUGAUGGACAUGUCUGUGAUGCCAUUAGGCUUUAUGAGCCAUGUCAAAGAAUUGUUGUCUUUGGAAGUCAAUUUCUUCAUCGAAGUUUCAAGGAAUUAUAAAGCUGUCUUUUGCUCUUUCUUU
Musa acuminata AAA Group (dessert banana) is the source of this 809-nucleotide messenger RNA. Its product is annotated as actin-depolymerizing factor 1-like. Gene Ontology annotation, biological process: actin filament depolymerization. The record is from RefSeq and is a predicted model, not a curated record. Gene Ontology annotation, molecular function: actin filament binding. Gene Ontology annotation, cellular component: actin cytoskeleton; cytoplasm. The transcript has 3 exons. Bases 16 to 654 code for a protein of 212 amino acids. Lineage: Eukaryota; Viridiplantae; Streptophyta; Magnoliopsida; Zingiberales; Musaceae.